Molecule: messenger RNA, 1599 nt
Organism: Serpula lacrymans var. lacrymans S7.9
Lineage: Eukaryota; Fungi; Basidiomycota; Agaricomycetes; Boletales; Serpulaceae
Exons: 9
Coding region: 1-1599 (532 amino acids)
Source: RefSeq, a predicted model, not a curated record
AUGUGUAUGAGGAUCAGAUAUGGUUCUGAGUCAAAUGAGGCCACAGAAAUUUUGACCCAAGAUAAUGUCAGCAAGGAACAAAUGGGGAAGCAGCGGCAACAUUAUCUGCAUAACAGACACCACCCUGCUUACACUGCACAGGCGGUUGAUCAAAUAGGAAGUGUACUAUUAGACUGUGCAUCCUACGUGCACGUUAUACUUCCCUCAAACAAUGCCCAACCUUCUAGGUACCAAUGGAUACAAGCUCCUGAUGUUAUAAUCCGACUGUUGGUGGAGAAAUUUGUAGCAGAUGGGUACUCCAACCCCAAAAUUGUUACCAAACUCAAGGACCACUAUGACACAGAUCACCACUCUUUUUCAAAGAGCUCUCGUGGCCAGGCACACACAGUCAAUAGCAUUGGACCAACCAUUGAACGGGUUCAGGCACAGUUUCCUCAACAGGGAUCACAUGAUAUGAAGGAGAUGUUGCAACAAGAAGAAAAGGUUAUGGUGCCCCGACAGGUCAUACUGGACUACAUGAAUCUACACCAUCCAGACGAAGUACAAGGACGGCUCAAACGACGACUCAAACAUAGCUAUUUCUGGACAGCAGGAGUCAACAAGUUGUGGUGUUUUGACCAGCAUGAUAAGUGGUGCCGCUUCCAGCUCUUUUUUCAUGUUGAGCUGGAGCCUUUUUCUGGCUGUGUCCUCUGGCUGAAGGUUUGGUGGACAAAUCACAAUCCUUGUUUGAUAUGUGGGUGGUACUGUGACGUUGUGGAGAGAUUGGGUGGGAUGCCUCUAAUCACACAAAGCAACCCCGGCACUGAAAAUAAUGGCAUUGCAAAUGGCCAUACAUUACUUCGCCAUAUGCAAGACUCAGCCCUAGACAAGUCGCUUCAGCAUAUGUUCAAAGGAUCCCACUGUAACAUCAAGCCCGAGAUCUUCUGGGGUCAAUUCCGAAGACGGUGGGCACCGGGGUUUGAGGCGCUCAUUGAAUGGGGAGUCAAUGAGGGGCUCUAUGAUGCAGAUGAUGCACUCGAACGGCUAGUAUUUCAUUAUGUUUUUAUCCCUUGGAUCCAGCAGGAGCUUGAUUGCUUCAUUGAGAGAUUCAACAACACAAAGUCCCAACACAACUCACACAAGCUCUUACCUCACGGACACCCUAUAGAUAUUUUCAACAAGCCGGAACAAUUUGAGUCGCGCGACUUUGCUGUUAAGCUCCAUCCACCAUAUCUCAUUGAAGUGCGAAACAAGUAUGCACCCCCUGAUCAUGCUGUCUUCAACUUAGUCCCUCCAGCCUUUGCAUUACAAGCUUGCACAUUCUCAGAUGCCGCAAACUACCCACCAGUCAGUUGGGACAAUGUAUGGGACAUUUACAUCCACCUGCUCAAGCAGUUUCAAAGCCAGCCAAACAACAUCGAAUUCCAGGCUAUGCUGGCCAAGUCUGCUAUUUCCGACAACGCAAAAGACUUCAUGCCGGUUGUACCUCUUCCACCACACCGGCAAGGGAGACCCGCUGUGGGAGGCGCACCACAUAAUGCCGCAUGCUACUCAUCAGACGAAGCAGAGACUGACUUUGAAUAUGAAUGGACGGAUGAUCCGGAUGGAACCUGGGAUUGA